Colletotrichum godetiae is the source of this 1686-nucleotide messenger RNA. Its product is annotated as amino acid permease. Gene Ontology annotation, cellular component: membrane. The coding region runs from base 1 to 1686 and encodes 561 amino acids. The transcript has 3 exons. Gene Ontology annotation, molecular function: amino acid transmembrane transporter activity. Lineage: Eukaryota; Fungi; Ascomycota; Sordariomycetes; Glomerellales; Glomerellaceae. The record is from RefSeq and is a predicted model, not a curated record. Gene Ontology annotation, biological process: amino acid transmembrane transport.
AUGGCUUCCGGGAUGGAAGAAAAGACUGUCGGCCUCAGCCGCGCCGACAGCACCAACAGCAACAAGCUUGGUACCGUCAUGUCGGGAACCAAUGCUGCUGUUGCUCAACAAUAUGGCGAGACCCAGCGUGGUCUCAGCCCUCGCCAUGUCCAGCUCAUGGCUAUUGGAGGUUCCAUUGGUACCGGUCUCUGGGUCGGUAUUGGUGGUGUCUUGUCCAAAGCCGGCCCUCUCUCCCUCGUUCUCGGUUACACCUUCUGGGGUCUCCUCUUCAUCUGGCCGCUCAACCUGUCUGUCGCCGAAAUGUGCGCCUACCUGCCCAUUCGCGGUACCAUCUUCGAACUCGCCUCUCGCUUUGUUGACCCUGCUCUCGGUUUCGCCAUGGGAUGGACCUACUUCUUCGCCGGUCUCAUGUUAGUGUGUACAGAGUACAGCGCUGUCGCAACGGUUAUUCAGUACUGGAACGCGGAUAUCAACCCAGCUGCUUGGAUUGCCGUUGCCAUGGUCUCUUGUGUGGCGGUCAACUUGGUUGCAGUCAAGUAUUACGGAGAAUCCGAGUUCAUCAUGGCUUCGACCAAGGUCAUUCUGCUCAUCGGCUUGUGCCUCAUCACCCUCGUCACCAUGUCCGGCGGCAACCCCAUGAACGACGCCUACGGAUUCCGCAACUGGGGCGAUGGCAACUACAUCCACGCCUACUUCACCGACGGUUCGACAGGAAGAUUCUUGGGGUUCUGGAAGGUCGUUAUCUACGCCGCCUUCACUAUCGCCGGCCCCGACAUGAUCGCCCUCGCCGCUGGUGAGAUCCAGAACCCCCGCCGUACUAUCCCCCGCGUCGCCAAGCUCAUCUUUUACCGUCUCGUCGGUUUCUACGUCGUUGGUGUUUUGUGCGUCGGCAUUAUCUGCAGCUCGCGCGACCCUGGCUUGCUGGGCGCCAUUGAGAGCGGCGAGCCCGGUGCUGGUGCUUCCCCCUGGGUUGUUGGCAUCAAGAACCUCCACAUUAAGGCUCUUCCCGAUAUCAUCAACGCGUUCAUCCUGCUCUCUGGAUGGUCCUGCGGUAACGCUUACCUCUACUCGACUUCCCGCACUCUCUACGGCCUCGCCCGCGACGGACAGGCCCCCAAGUUCCUCCUCAAGUGCACCAAGGCCGGUGUCCCCAUCUACUCCGUCCUCGUCGUCACCGUGAUCUCCUGCAUCACCUUCCUCGUCUCCUCCAACGGCGCCGUCGACGUCUUCUUCUGGUUCGUCGACUUGACCACCACCGCCCUCAUCAUGACCUACACCUUCAUGCUCAUCACCUACAUGGGUUUCUACCGCGCCCGCGUUGCCCAGAACUUCCCUCCCGAGACCCUGCCCUACCUUUCUCCCUGGACCCCUUACUUCCCCGGUCUAGCCCUACUUUUGGGUAUCUUGGCCCUCAUCUUUGUCGGUUUCGACAACUUCUACCCCUUCAGCGUGCGAGGCUUCAUCACCUCCUACUUUGGUCUCAUCUUUGGUGUCCUCACCUUUGUCAUCUGGAAGGUUCUGAAGAGGACUCGCUUCGUCCACCCCAAGGAGGCAGAUCUUAUCAGCGGAAAGGCUGAGGUUGAUGCUGAAUGCCGUCACUGGGAGGAGGGUGGCAUUGAGGAGGUGGAGAGGGCGAGAUUGGCUGAGAUGUCUUUUGUCAGGAGAACCUGGGAAAAGAUGUGGUAA